Trypanosoma theileri is the source of this 4980-nucleotide messenger RNA. Its product is annotated as putative zinc carboxypeptidase. Bases 1 to 4980 code for a protein of 1659 amino acids. Lineage: Eukaryota; Euglenozoa; Kinetoplastea; Trypanosomatida; Trypanosomatidae. The record is from RefSeq and is a predicted model, not a curated record. Gene Ontology annotation, biological process: protein side chain deglutamylation; proteolysis. Gene Ontology annotation, molecular function: zinc ion binding; metallocarboxypeptidase activity. The transcript has a single exon.
AUGUCAACUACGGUGAAGCGUGAGACACGCAAAAGACCAGCUGCUCCAGUCAGCAACAAGAACAAGAAUAAUAAUAAUAAUAAUAAUAGCAACAACAACGCUGGAUGUUAUGGUACGACCGCGGGCUCCUCCUUUACAGAGUCUAAACGUGUGUUGGCACCACGUACCCGACGGCCGGCGGGAAAAGUAGUCGCCAGAAGGCGGAGUGAGUCUGCACUUGUUCUCGCACUUCGUGCGCACUUUCCACCUCUCCUGCAGCUUCCACAUGCGAAGGAACUAUAUCCCGCUAUUCAGGUGAGUGGGGCUGUUAAGGGUGUAGAGCCGUAUGCUGUCUCUGGUACCAAAUUACUCUCUGUUGGGGAUAGUGCAAUUGCAGGAAUGUAUUUGCGACAAUUACGAGCCUCCUGUGCCGUGUUUGGUUCAAGAGGGAUAUCAGGAGGUGACGGUGGUUGUGGUGGGACCUCUUCAAGUAGUGGUGUUGCACCAAAUAGUAAUAAUAAUAAUAACAACAACAAUGGAGGAAGCAGCGGUAACGCCAAUAAUACAAACAAUAGUACUAGCUGUGACUCUUUAUGCUUAGAAGCGGGAUAUAGCUUCUAUCAUAGUUUAUAUGAACUACAGAGGUGGCUUUUUUCGGGUGGAGGUUCUAUUCGUGGUGAACGACCUAAAAUUGCAAAUAACGCAUGGCAAGCAUUUUUUUGCAGGAGGAAUCGUUCAUGGCGUACCCUUUUAGCUGCAUUAGACUCUGAUAUAAUUAUGGCAGAUGAGAACGCAGCAUCAGGAUUGCUUACAGUGUUAUAUAAUCUUUUGCGUACCACAACUGGUGGACGCCGGAGGCGGGUAGUGAGGAUGUGCAUUCGAUUUCGUCUCCCUCGGCAGUGUGCUUCUAUCCUUGAAGUGUAUGAAAAUGCCUUGACAACCGCCGUAGGAGUUCAACUUUCAAGUAGGAGUAGCAGUAGUAGCAUCACUAGUAGUAGUUGUUGUAGUAGUAAAGGUGUUAAAGGUAGUCUUAUGCUUCAUACUGAAGGUUUCUCCACUAUGAGUGGAGUUAGACGAGAUUCUCAGUAUAUACAUUCAUUACCGUUUUCUUUAACACGGAUUGUUGAAGGGGUUGCGGUAUUGUUGGGUUUUUGCAGUACUGAGAAUACAAAAGUUCUGACUGCAGUACGUCGUACAAAUACUUUACCUCUACUACUACAUGCGGCUAAUUUACUCUUCGUCGUUGUUGAAAACAAUGUAACUUGUUUGGGAUCAUUUCUACAAGGUGGUGCUACAGCUACAGGCGAAGCUAGUGAAACAGGAAUACUUUUUGAUAGUGAUAGUACUAAACGUAUUGAAUUCAUUAUUGGAGGAUUUUUACCAAUUUGUGAUGCUUUUCUCCAUGUGAUUUUAUCACUUUAUCAACUUUCAGUUUCAUCACAAAAUGCAGAAUUCAUGAGUACUCGAGGUGCUGUGCUAUGUUUAAAGGUUGGUUGGAUGGUACACGCAUUUCUUACUACUAUGGCACCUUUACGGUCAUUUUAUAAUUUGGAUUAUCAUCGUCAGCAAGAGCGACAACAACAAAAAUUUCCAGCUCUUUGGUCUUUGCAAGACUCUCUUGAGACUCUCGCCGUUUGGUCUAUGGAGCUACUUUGCCGAAUUUGUACUGUGAAAAAAGGAAGCAAACCUGCACUUGAGGUGGCACACCAGAUGCGUGCCGUUUGGUUACUAUCUGCGUUAAGUACACAUUCAACUGCCUCUGCAGAAAUUGUACUAUCCUCUCUUAACGCUCUAAAUGCCCUAACGGCUAGGGAUAGCUGUUGUCGAGAUCAGCUACAGAAUGAGAUUGGAGGUUUAUCUGCUCUUGUAAAUGGUGUUAUUUCUGCCGCUGAUGGGGCAGGUCGCUCCGUGGCCCAUUGGCAGAAAUUAUACCUCUCCCUCUACGCCCUCUUCGGCAUUGUGACGCUGCCUGGAGAGAUGCCCGCCGCCCAGAGUGAUGGUCGCUCCGUCCGCGCCGUUUCCACUUCGUCCCUUCCACACACUUCACACACGACAGCAGCUGCAAUGACGCCACAGGAGGCGGACAAUGUUUGCGGCGGCUCAUUGUCGUUGACGUCGUCGACGUCGUCGUCGGUCCUUCCGAUCGACCGGCAGCCGGACGUCUUCUCGCCGGAGUUGCACCCCGCCGCCCCCGCCGAGUCGUCCCCCUUCGCCCCACCGCCCCGACUGCCGUGGCACUUCACAGACGCCCACCCGCCGCCCUCCCGCGAGAUCACCGCCCACGUGAUUUCCGAAGCGACGACGGGAGUCGUCGACACGCCCGCGCGGCUCCUCCCACCGCAGUCACCGCUGCCGCUGCAGACACCAGCGAUGCCGGCACGUGUGCGUGUACUGCGGCGUCUCAUUCAGCGCCUCACCUCCUCGCUCUCUAACAUGGAACGAAUCGUAUACGAACGUCCCCCACUUCAGGCAAGAGUGGAUGAGGAGGGACAGAGGGAGGGAGAAGAAGCGGAGGAGGGGCAGAAGACUACAAGUGAGGUAAACACAGUAGGAUACGAGGAGUACGUGCCAUCGGAAUCCAAGAGAGGAGGAAUGCCAUCAAGGUUUUUAAGGUUUGGAGCGAACUUUGAAAGUGGUAACUUGCAGCGUGCGAUUGCUGUGAAGGAAAAUGAGUAUGAUCUUGUAUUAAGCCCAGAUACCAAUACUAACUGUCAUAUACAAUGGUUUUGUUUUAGUGUAGAAGAAUAUACACCUGGUGCAGAAUACCAUUUUAAUAUUCUUAACAUGGAAAAACCUGGUUCCACAUUUAAUGAAGGACAGCAACCACUUAUGCUCUACGUGGACACUUCAUCUACCGUAGGUAAAGAAACUAACGUGCUUGAGUGGAAGCGUUGUGGUUAUGAUAUUUUUUAUUUUCAAAAUUUGUAUCAACGUCCAGAGCGAUGUACAACUACAACUACAACUACAAGUGUUCCCGAUCCUCUUGAAAAUACGUGUCGAACUGGUGUUGGAUCUACAGGAGAUGGUGAAAAGAAGGUAAAUGGAAUGCAAAAAACUUCUAAAAAAUCAACAAAGAAAAAAUCUAAUAAUACAAAACCCUCUUCAAAUGAAAAAGAGGAGAAGAUAUCAUUCUGUUAUUCACUAUGUUUUACUGUGGUAUUCCCUGAGAAGAAGGGUAGGGUAUUUUUAGCUAAUUGUUUUCCUUACACUUAUACGAACCUUCUUGCAGAUGUACAAAGAUGGCAAUUGCAAUCUAGUACAUCUGUUGCUGUAUCGAUACAGGAACUUUGCCGAACUCCAGGUGGACUUCCAGUUCCAAUUCUUACUAUAACAACACCAGUAAACUCUGUUAUUGGUAGUAGUAAUAAUGCUGGUGGGGGAACUGGAAUUGGAGUUUCUGACACUACCACUACUACAAGUACUACUACUACUACUACUACUACUACUACUACUACCAACAACAAUAAUAAUAACAACGUAGACAACGGAAAUAAGAUCCUAGAUGAUGCAUCUGAUUCUCUUCUUUCCAUUACAGUUGACAAACGUCCAGUGUGUAUUGUAACAGCACGAGUACACCCUGGUGAAAGUAAUUCUAGUUGGAUGCUACGGGGACUUGUGGAAUAUCUUCUUCAUGAUGAGGAACAGGGGCACUCUCUCCGAAGUCGUUUUGUGUGGAAAAUCAUUCCUAUGCUUAAUCCAGAUGGUGUUGUAUUGGGGAAUCAUCGUUGCUCACUUGGUGGAGCUGACCUAAAUAGAGAUUUUGCAGAUCCUAAACCAACUGUGAAUCCUGUUAUUUACUCCCUUAAGCGGUUAACACAACAUAUUAUUGAACGAGAGAAACGUCAUGUGGCUCUCUAUGCAGAUUUUCAUGGACACUCACGCGCAAAGAAUUUUCUUAUAUAUGGAUGUACACCCCACAAUAAAACAGAUGAUAAAAAACCACCUACUGGUAAAACUACUGUAACAAACAAAGCAUCAUCAUCUCCAGUUGUUUCUACUGUCAAUUCUACAUCUAGUAAUCGUAAGCGUUUUUCUGGAGGUUCAGGAUCGUUGUGUACUAAUUUCAUUCCUGUAGAAAAACUUCUUCCUUUACUUUUAAGUACACUUUCUCCUGCUUUCUCGAUGUCACAGUGUUCUUUUGCAGUACAAAAAAGCAAGAAAAACACUGGUCGAGUGGUAAUGUACCAGCAGUUUGGUAUUCGUAUGAGUUAUACUUUAGAAGCCACUAUGAUGGGUGGAUUAUCAGAUGGUGUUAGUUGUCAUAACAGUACCACCUUACAGAAAAGUAACACUAAUGGGAAUAGAUGUUUAUUGUAUAAACAACAUCAAAGACAAGGUGGAAAUGAAAAUGAAGACGAAGAAGAAGAAGAGAAAGAGGAAGAAGAAACAUCACGUGAUCUCUAUCCACAAGAGAUUUCAUACACCACUUGUCACUACGAAAACAUGGGAGCAUUAUUAGCCCACAGUCUUGAGCUUCUUGCAGGGGAUGAUGACGGUAUAGAUGCCUUCGAUAAAGAAGCUAUGGAACGUGCAUGGUCUUUGCUUCCUUCAAUAGGUGGUAUGGAUACCUCCGUGAACCUGAAAUCUCCCCUUAUGGGAGGAUCAUAUGCCUUUGCAACUCGUAGAGAAAGACGUUCUGAUGCUAGUAAGACGAAGAAGGAGAAACCAACCACUACAAGUAGUGGAUCAGUGGGAACAAUAUCUCUUGGACUCUCAGUGGAACAGAGGGGAGAGAUACGGCGUGCGUUAUUCUCACGACGACGACUCUCUGGUGUUCAAUUGACGACGGGCAGCACAUCACUUGUGGGUGUUGACAGCGGUGCUUAUGAUGAAGUUGGAGAUGAUGAAGAUGAUGAGGACUCUGUGCCUCCUGUGGAGGAUGAUGAUGAUGACGAGGAGGAUGAAGAAGACGAUGACGAUGAUGUGGAAGAGGAGGAUGAAGAGGAUGACAAUGAGGAAGAUGAGGAAGAUGAUGAUGAGGAGGAGUCUGAGAAAGGUUGA